AUGGUCCGUGAAUUCUGGGAUGCCAAUGAUCAGGAGCAGCAACAGUCUGUGCGUCGUCCUUUAGCUCGUUGGUCACCUCCACUUGCUGGCACCUACAAAGCUAAUUUUGAUGCUGCGUUAUUUGAAGAGCUGCACUGUGCAGGACUUGGCGUCGUGUAUCGAGAUCAUUUAGGCCAAGUUAUUGCUGCCUUAAGUCAAAGGAUUAGUCUACCCAGUACAGUGGAGAUGGCUGAAGCCUUGGCUGCCAGACGAGCUAUGGAGUUUGCCAGAGAACUAAUCCUUUUUGAUGUCAUAUUGGAGGGUGAUUGCCUGCGGGUUGUGAGAGCUUUAAAUGCUUCUGGUGGGUGCAAUACUUUGUAUGGCCAUGUAGUCAAUGAAACUAAGAGGUUAGGGGCAGCAUUGAGGCACUGUAGUUACCAGCAUGUUGGUCGGGAUGGGAAUAAAUUAGCUCAUUCUUUAGCUAGGAGAGCAGUUUCAACUGCAGAUAUUGAUGUUUGGGUAGAAGAUCUACCUGGGGAUUUGGACGCUGUGUUCCAAUCCGAUUUGUCUUAA
Messenger RNA from Quercus robur (English oak), 552 nucleotides. RefSeq lists its product as uncharacterized. The coding region runs from base 1 to 552 and encodes 183 amino acids. Lineage: Eukaryota; Viridiplantae; Streptophyta; Magnoliopsida; Fagales; Fagaceae. The transcript has a single exon. Gene Ontology annotation, molecular function: nucleic acid binding; RNA-DNA hybrid ribonuclease activity. The record is from RefSeq and is a predicted model, not a curated record.